Solea solea (common sole) is the source of this 860-nucleotide messenger RNA. Its product is annotated as cytochrome P450 2K1-like. Gene Ontology annotation, molecular function: iron ion binding; oxidoreductase activity, acting on paired donors, with incorporation or reduction of molecular oxygen, reduced flavin or flavoprotein as one donor, and incorporation of one atom of oxygen; heme binding. The transcript is spliced from 4 exons. The coding region runs from base 2 to 694 and encodes 230 amino acids. Gene Ontology annotation, cellular component: cytoplasm; intracellular membrane-bounded organelle. Gene Ontology annotation, biological process: xenobiotic metabolic process. Lineage: Eukaryota; Metazoa; Chordata; Actinopteri; Pleuronectiformes; Soleidae. The record is from RefSeq and is a predicted model, not a curated record.
UAUGUUGAUGUAUGAUUUAUUGUUUUGUCCUUCUCAGGACUCUCUUGCUGUGGACACUCACUACCACGAGAGAAACUUGUUUUCCACGAUAAACAACCUGUUUAGUGCAGGCACAGACACCACAGCAAGCACACUCAGAUGGGCUUUGCUGCUCAUGGCCAAAUAUCCACAUAUACAAGAUCAGGUCCAGGAGGAGUUGAGUACGGUGGUAGGAAACCGCCAGGUCCAGAUAGACGAUCGCAAGAACCUGCCCUACACUGAUGCUGUCAUCCAUGAGACACAGAGACUGGCCAACGUUGUCCCCAUGGCCCUUCCUCACAAAACCAGCCGUGACAUCACCUUCCAGGGCUACUUUAUCAAACAGGGAACGAUCGUGUUUCCUCUUCUUACUUCUGUGCUGUAUGAUGAGAGUGAAUGGGAGAGCCCACACACUUUCAACCCAUCCCACUUUCUAGACAAGGAGGGUAAAUUCAUCAGGAGAGACGCCUUCUUACCCUUCUCUGCAGGUCGCAGGGCGUGUCUUGGAGAGAGUCUGGCAAAGAUGGAGCUCUUCCUCUUCUUCACCACUCUCCUCCAGCGCUUCCGCUUCACUCCUGCACCUGGAGUUGCGGAGGACGACCUGGAUCUCACACCAUCUGUGGGCUUCACCCUCACCCCGUCACCUCAUGAGCUGUGUGCUGUCAGUCGCCUGUGAGGAAGAGCAUUGCAUUUCAACUAUACCUUUGUCAAGGGCGUGGAUAUUGUUCUACAUACUAUUUACUCGCUCUUACAUUCUCCAGACCAAAGAGGUGAACUAAAGCAGAUACCCUCAGGAGACAGUAAACUCGACAUGGUGGUGGGAAAAUGAAAAAGACACUCUU